AUGGGUAUAGUGAGUACAAUUUUGGGUGUUUUCGGGUUCGGAUUUGGGGCCUCAAUUGGGCUUGUGAUUGGCUAUUUCAUGUUUAUCUACUCCCAACCAACUGAUGUCAAGGAUCCUGAUGUCCAUUCUUUAGUUGAGCAAGAUUCUAAGAGUCUCCAACGGCUGCUCACAGAGAUACCACUUUGGAUAAAAAAUCCAGAUUAUGAUCGGAUUGAUUGGCUAAACAAAUUCAUUGAACUUAUGUGGCCAUAUUUGGAUAAGGCAAUUUGCAAGGUGGCAAAGAAAAUAGCAGAGCCAAUCAUAGCCGAGCAAAUUCCAAAAUACAAAAUUGACUCGGUGGAAUUUGAAACACUAACUUUGGGCUGUCUACCGCCUACUUUUCAAGGAAUGAAAGUUUAUUCCACAGAAGAGAAGGAGUUGAUAAUGGAACCAGUUUUGAAAUGGACCGGUAAUCCUAACAUCAUUGUGGUUGUGAAGGCAUUUGGUCUAAAAGCCAGUGUCCAGGUGCUCGACUUGCAAGUUUUUGCUUCUCCGCGUAUCACAUUAAAGCCACUGGUUCCCAGCAUUCCUUGUUUCGCAAAUAUAUUUGUUUCUCUUAUGGAAAAGCCUCAUGUUGACUUUGGACUGAAGCUGCUAGGUGCGGAUGCUAUGUCAAUUCCUGGGCUGUACAGAUUUGUUCAGGAAUUUAUAAAAGAUCAGGUUGCAAAUAUGUAUCUAUGGCCUAAAAGACUUGAGGUUCAGAUAAUGGAUCCCUCAAAAGCAAUGAAGAGAGCAGUCGGGAUUCUUCAUGUGAAGGUUCUUAGGGCAAUGAAACUUAAGAAAAAGGAUCUUUUGGGGGCUUCAGACCCUUACGUGAAGCUAAAACUUUCUGAAGACAAACUUUCAUCGAAGAAAACUACUGUGAAACACAAAAACUUGAACCCCGAAUGGAAUGAGGAAUUUACUUUUGUUGUUAUGGACCCAGAAUCACAAGUUUUAGAGCUUUCCGUGUAUGACUGGGAACAGGUUGGAUCACAUGACAAGAUGGGCUUGAACGUUGUCCCAUUGAAAGAGUUUGCUCCGGAAGAGCCAAAAGUUUUGACUCUUGAUCUUCUUAAAAACCUAAACCCAGAGGAUGUUCAAAAUGAAAAAUCACGAGGGCAACUAGUAGUUGAAGUCAAUUACAAACCUUUCAAAGAUAAUGAGACACCGGAUGAUAUUGAAGAUUCGAACUCAGUGCAGAAGGCUCCAGAAGGAGUGCCUGAAGGUGGUGGUUUGCUUGUUGUUAUAGUCCAUGAAGCUCAAGAUCUAGAAGGGAAGCACCACACAAAUCCAUCUGUCCGUCUACUUUUCAGAGGGGAGGAGAGAAAAACAAAGAAAAACAGAGAUCCAAGAUGGGAUGAGGAGUUUCAGUUUAUGCUGGAGGAGCCACCCACAAAUGAAAGGAUUCAUGUUGAAGUAAUUAGUGUUCCAUCAAGAAUGGGUCUACUGCACCCCAAGGAAAUUCUGGGAUAUGUGGAUAUAUACCUCACAGAUGUUGUCCAAAACAGGCGAAUCAAUGAGAGAUACCACCUGAUAGACUCAAAGAACGGUCGAAUUCAAAUAGAAAUGCAAUGGAGAACUGCAUCUUGA
Messenger RNA from Fraxinus pennsylvanica, 1611 nucleotides. The record is from the annotation of a GenBank genome assembly. NCBI's taxonomy places the organism in Eukaryota, Viridiplantae, Streptophyta, Magnoliopsida, Lamiales, Oleaceae.